AACAAAAAUCUCGGCGGCGGUGGCGGUGAGGAGUCAUCUGCUUGCUGUGGAAGGGGGAAACAGCGCGGCGUCCUUCACGUACUUCCGGGGGAAACGACGACCUCAAGCAACCCACGUGUGCGCUAUCACGUGACAGCCGCACCCCGAGCGCAGCACAGUCAGCAGCGUUGUAUCCCCGCCGUGCCGACCAUAGAGAUCAUCCUGACUCGUUAAAGCAGUAGCAGUACAACCACAAGCGUGCUGGGCGGGAGCUUGCUCGGAAAGUGUCUGCGUCCGUACACCAUGGGUGCACAACCACAACCAGGGGAGGUACCGCCGGCGUCGUCAUUCGUCAAGCCCUGCAAGAAAGGAACGCUUAGUAAGAUUGUCGGUCGCCGCUGGCUGUUCCUGCCGCUGUGGAAGGAGCGGUACUGCGUCCUCGACGACAACAAACUCUACUACUACGAAAAUGAGACGAGCAAAGGAACCAACUCCAACUGCGGCGUCAUCCAUCUGGAAAAUUUUGACGUCUGCGAGGAAUACGAGAGCAAAGCAGUUCAAAAUGCAUUCAUCAUCACGACAGCAAAUAGAGGAUUUUUUGAUCCGUGUCACACCUUUGCGGCAGAUACCUUACCCGAAGUAUGCGACUGGAUCGCAAACAUACGUAGCAAGUUGAACCCCACAGUUCAAAAACGCACGUCAUUCAUCCGAAAGUCCCUUAGCAAACGACGGAAAAACCGACAUUCCCUCGAAAAACAGCUGCAAAAUGUUCCCCGGCAGAGCCCAGACCCGGCGCUCGACAUACCGGGCAAGGAGCCCCUGGAGAGCAUCACCAAGAACCGAGCCAAGGGCCCCGCCGGGAGGAGACCGCCCCAGCGGAAGUCGCAGAUGCCAAAGCCUGCAACAGUCGGUGUCCAGGAUCAUGGCCGUUCUGAAGUGCCUGUGCUGGCGGUACGAGAGGUCUUCGAAGAGGAAGAAGAAGAGACGGCAGACUCUGCCCUCAGAGACGAGACUGACAGGCCGCGGCCAACCUCCACCCUGCUCUACCAGUACAGUUCGUCAAGUGACGAGGACGACCAGAAGGAAACAGACGUAAACAAAUCCGUCUCUGAAGCCAUCCCCGAAGCCGCAGGCCAAGCCAAAGAAACUGAGUCUCACGACAAGCCAUCGAGCCCCGUUGCUGGGAAUGUUGACGAAGUGCAGGAGCGGAUGAACAAGCUCAGGGAACAGCUGUGCUCGCACAUAGACGACGCAACGAUGCAGUCGCUGCUGAAGCAACUGGACUACUGUGAACUUGAGCUGCAGACUGCGGUGCAGACGGUUCAUGAAGUUCUCAACGAAGCCGCCGCGGCAGUUCUAGCGAAGACCAAGCAGGCCGAAACCGAAGAGCCGACGCCCGCUUAGUCUUCGAAAGCUUCGGCCGUGCACAAUGCAAUAGAAAAUGGUGAUGCGCCAGCGAGAGCGAGUCGUCCCACGAAGUGCCCCUUCACUAGUCCUCCAACGUGCCAAGCCGUCUCCUCGUACGAGAGACGCCUUGGUGUCGACGACGAUCGCCGGCGCGGACGCUGCACCAAGCCCGCAAGAGUUGCAACGUCGACGGCGGUCAGCACUCUCAGAGGUUUAUUUAUAAAUAAAGGCAUCUGCGCCAGAUA
Ixodes scapularis (black-legged tick) is the source of this 1631-nucleotide messenger RNA. RefSeq lists its product as uncharacterized. The transcript has 8 exons. Bases 283 to 1383 code for a protein of 366 amino acids. NCBI's taxonomy places the organism in Eukaryota, Metazoa, Arthropoda, Arachnida, Ixodida, Ixodidae. The record is from RefSeq and is a predicted model, not a curated record.